Molecule: messenger RNA, 729 nt
Organism: Cladophialophora bantiana CBS 173.52
Lineage: Eukaryota; Fungi; Ascomycota; Eurotiomycetes; Chaetothyriales; Herpotrichiellaceae
Exons: 2
Coding region: 1-729 (242 amino acids)
Source: RefSeq, a predicted model, not a curated record
AUGGCGACAGCGCCACAGCCUGUCUCUCCUGCCAACUCGGGUCGGCACAGGACUGUGAUCACCGUGGCCGUUAUCGUGGCAGUUAUUGGUCUCAUCAUCUUCUCGGCCAUCUGGGUGAGGCGUCACAGCCCGAUCCGAAGGCUCGACGAGUUACAGUUGCAAGCCGAACUGCAACGCUCUGGACUUCGGCGGCGUCGACGUCAACAAGAACAACGAGAAAAGGGCAUUGGCAUCUCUUUGCUCCAAAGCAUCCCAGUAGUCAAAUAUGAUGGCGACCCCGGGAAAAUACGACGCACUAAGAGCUUGGAUUUGGAGAAGGGACACCAGAACCGGGACGCUCACAACUGGUCUUUGGAGCAAAGCCAACAUAACAUCAAAGAAAUGCAUGCAGAAAUGAUGGAGAUCGGCAAAACCCCUCACAGAAAGGAAAAGGAGGGAAAUCAAAAGAAAUCUGACCUUGAAUCAGAGGAGCCAGAGUGUCCUAUCUGCACACAACCGUUUGUGAAGAACGAGUUUCUUCGAGUCCUUCCUUGUGGCCAUCGACACCACCAGAGAUGUGUCGACCGGUGGCUGCUGGGCUUCGGCGGAACAUGUCCUGUUUGUCGCGUGCACAUGGACUCUUUCUACCUGCAAUCCGCGGAACCACUCGAUCUUCCAAUGAAGCCAGAGCCCGUUGUAGUGACCGGUGAAGAUCUUGAAGAUAGUCACCAUCACCGACCGGAUCUAUAA